AUGCCAGACACGCACUACCGGCCCACAUUCAAGGCUGUGCGUGAGGUGCUGCACUCGCUCCGCUCCAAAACAAACACGACCAGCGUGGUGGGCACAUGGAGCUCGUCGGCCAGCUGCUUUGUCGCUGUGGGUGGUGGCUCGACCUGUCUGCCGUACGGCUAUGCCGCAGCACUGGGCGAUUGCGACUCUGACGCGCGAUUGCAAUUCAACCCCAAAGCGGCUUCCUUCCAGGUGCUGGACGAUAUUGCUUCGCUGCGUCAGGGCAUCGCGUCGAUCGCCAUGAAUGCGGGGAGUGUCGGCAAUGCGCUCCAGGCCGUGGCGGGGCUCACCCAACAGCUGAGCAACAAUUCGACGCUGGCAUCGCUCAGCGCGCUGAAGACAUACUGUCCGUCUCUGCGCACGCAACAGGCUGUGGUUCUGGCCUCAACAUGGGCUCUCGCCUCCGAGCCACACUUCACUUCCAAGUUGACCGCGGCUUCGGCCUCGCUGUUGAGCUCCUGGCAGUCAUCUGCGCUCAGCAGCGCUUCUCUAGCCGCUGUCCAGCGAGCAUCGGGCGCUCUUUCAAACUACACUGACGCGGCUGGCCGCCUGCAAGUGCUUCUCAGCGAGCAAACGGCCCGAUUCUUGACACAGACUGACGUCGACGCGCUGUCGAGGAUUCUGGUCGAUGUCAACAACAGCCUCACAAGCCUGGUUGACGCCCACACGCUGAUUCUGACCAACGCCAGUUCCACUCCUCGACAGAACGGAAGCCUUGUGCUGGAGUCAACCGAGCUGUUGGCCACCGCCUAUGUGGCGCAUCACUGGACGGCCCUGACGGCUUCGUUGGCAAUCAGGGAUCAGUACCUGUGGGGCCUCUACUCCAGCUACGUCACCAGCGGGGUGGCAAUACCAAGCAACUUCACGGCCACAGCCAACACCAUGUUGGCCACACUGGUCGAUCAGCGUGUGCAGCCGCUGCUCGACAGGAUGGCCGCGCUCUUCACCGGCAUCGCGGGACUGGCGAACGUGUCGCCGUGCUUACGGACCAAGCUCGCCGAGCUGGGUCGCAUCAGCUUCAGCUUCAGCUCGCCGGUGGCUUCUUCCUCGUCCUACCUGCUGUCGCUGGGCCUCUAUGACUGUCGCGCGCUGCAGAGCGUGCACGACACCGCGGCCCAGGACGGCAAGCCGCAGGCUGAGCUCCUGUGGCUGGUCGAAGGCGAUGCCGUGGCCAAGAGCGGCGACUUGACCCGCGUCGCCACCACUCCGCUGGGCAACUCGACCCCAAUCAACACCUACUAUCUCUACCUACCCAGAAACGCACAAUCGACGCUCACUGCCGUGCCCUCGUCGCAGUUCGCGUCCAACAACACCGCCUUGAAUUUGGCAGGCGAGAGCUUGUCGCCCGUUCUGCGGCGGGGAGAUACUGUUCACGAAGGCGAUGAUGAAAGUGGUGAAACGGACCUAGAACGCCAGCCCAGCGAAUCGAUUCAGGGACAACGCCGAGUAGUAGAGAGGGGUCAAUGCAACCCCGGCUACUACGGUGUUAACUGCACCAUCUGCUCCAAUGGCUCUUCCAACGGUCCUCUGGGGCGAGUGAGCUACCCCGAAUACGGCGUGCAGACCGCCCAGUGCCCCUUCGUGUGCCUCAACCCAUCUCUCUACGCCAACGAGGCCUACAACGCCUGUAUACCGACUCCGAUCGGCUUCUACUCCCCCAACGGCGGCCAUACCCUUCUGCCCUGCCGGCGCACCGGAAUCUCGCCCCAGUUCUAUCAGUGGACGAGCGGCGGAACGCGCAACUCGCCGACGUCGUGCAACGGCACAGUCGUGUACCAGGCGCUGGCCAUCGCUCCACCCAGCGACCUCUACUCGAUGGCCGCACUCAACGGCACCCAAUUCACACUUCAGAUGUGGAUUGACUGGGAGGAUACGUACAAGUCGGGCGACGCCAAUUCGUCUGCCGCAGGAGUGGGCUUUGGCUUGCUCGGCGUGACUCAGGUGUGGCGGUGGUACCUGCAGCGAAUGGCCGAUGGACACAGCAGGCUGGUGUUUGAGACGAUCAACUCCACCAACAUGGCGGCCCUGAGCGACGCGUUCGUGCUCGAUGCCGGCUGGCAUCACAUGGCGGUGACCGGCGACAACGCCAGGCGAGUGGUGACCUUCUACGUCGACGGCAAUCAGAUCGGCAACGACUGGUACGACCGGCGCCUCUUUCGGUCCACCGACCCGGCGUCGACGGAGCUGGCCCUGGGCGGCCAGCGGAGCACCGAGAGCUCGGCCUUUGGCGUGCUCCCCACCACAUUUGCCCUGCUUACCGCGCAGCUAGACGAGAUAUCGAUCACCCACGCUCGCCUGCCCGUCGAUCGUCUCGGCUGGCACAGCCCCUCGUCACGCUAUGAGGCCUUUUGCGUGGGCUUGUCGAGCGACCUUGUCAAGGGAUGGUGCUUGCCCCGGUGUCCCAAUGGCAUGACCAGAAACGAGACCGCCCUUGCUCUCGGUUCGUACCGAGGCCUGGCGGCGGCCGCGGGCAAUCGCUCCGCCGCGCCGACGGCGGCCAGCUGGCAGUCCUUCAUGGGCGGGCUGGAGGACGGCUGCCGGUGCCCGCCCGGGACGGAGCGCUGGUUCGACGCCUGUCUCACGCCCUGCAUGCCCGGCGCCUUGCGCGACCAGAACGGGCGCUGCCAGUGCCCCGCCGGGAGCUACCAGGCCUGGGGCGCCAACGCGACGCGCUACGUCACCUUCGACUUCAGCCUCCCCUCCAGCGCCAUCCAAGUGCAAAUCGCCGAAAUUGAGCUCUUUGACGCCAAUGACACCAAGCUGGCGGUGCUCGGGUGUGUGGAGGGAGAGCCCACCACCGCCGGCUCCGGUGGUGUCACGUCAUCGUCGUGCCCCAGGCUCUACGACGGCCGGAAGGAGCCGGCCUCGGCGCUCUUCGCCAGCUACGCCCCGCCUGCCGGUCUGGAGCCGUACGCCUGGGCCGCCCGAGGGACUGGCAGGGCGCGGGUCACGCUCGACCUGGGCGUGCGGCCGCCUGCGGCCACCCGUGCGCUCUCGCGCAUCGUGAUCUACAUGACCGCUCGCAUGCGCGACGCGCUGGCCAAUGCCACGACCCACUCCUCGUCGACUGUCGACACAUUCCUUUCCACCGAAGCCGUGCCGGCGGGAAGUCUCGACAACACCAGUGAUGGCUGCGCGCUCAGUGUGAGGGUCGGAGAUAAAAUCGUGAGCGGGGCAUCGCUAUUGGUCGAGUCCUUCUUCGGCCUCUUGCCCUCGGCGGCCCUCGUCCUCGAUGACACUCAGAUGACUCCGACCCAGUCGCUCGGCUCGCUGUCCUGCGCCGCAUGUCCCGCCCACUCCACCAUCUCCAACGCGCCUCGCACCAGCGUCAAGCUGCCCAACGGCACCGCCCUCUCCUUCGCCGUACCCUCGGUCGCAACGCGCGAGUUCAACGCCGACGUCUACGGCACGACGCGCGUAUCAACGCUGAUGUUCCAUCCCACCCUAUCUCCCGCCUAUCCGAUGUACGAAAACUACACGCUUCUGCCGCCCUCGUUGCUGCCGGCGCCCUCGGCCGGCUCUGCGCUCGCCAAUCCCGUGCGCGUGGCCCUCUACUACCCGCGGAACGUCACCGACGCGCUCACCCUUCGCUACACGCUCGACGGGUCCGCCGUCACCAACGCCUCCCUGAUCUUCACCAACGACACCCAGCUCGCGUGGCUUCUGCCCUCUGAAGAAACGCAGGCUCGCUACCAGUUCCUGGCCGUCGAAUCGACCGGCGAGUCAUCAAGUGAUGAUUCUGCGGGCAUCUGCGGCGACAUGGUGGUGGUGUGCAUCGCGGUGCCGAUCGGGGGCUUCCUGCUGGGCGUGGUGCCCACCAUCAUGGCUGCGGUGGCGAUCCACGCCUGCUACCGCCGGCGCAAACAGGAGCGGGCCAGCCCCUUCUCCUUCCUCGACGAGCUCCCGCCGCUCUUCUCCGCCCAUCAACGCCACCAGCGCACCACCGAGCAAAACGAGCGCGACCGCAGCGAGAGCAUCCACCUGACCGAACCACCACCUUCAGCCGCAGCUCCCUCGCCUCUCCACGUCAGCUCCGUGCGCUUCUCGACUCGGCCGGUGAGUCGGACGGCGGACCGCCCCUCGUCGGGCCGAGCGCGAGCGGCGGCGAUGCCGGCCGACAGCGUCCUGUGGGGCAACGGCCACCUCUCCCUGCCGCGCAGAUCGCACAACCCCUUCUCCUCCUCUUCAACCAUCGGCGCCGCACCGCCACCACCCAGCAUCAUCAACAGCAGUGGCCCCGGCAGCAACGGCAGCAACAGCGCCGUCUUCCUCAACCCCAUGUACAGCGAAGAAGACUUCUAA
Acanthamoeba castellanii str. Neff is the source of this 4341-nucleotide messenger RNA. RefSeq lists its product as uncharacterized. The transcript has 26 exons. Bases 1 to 4341 code for a protein of 1446 amino acids. NCBI's taxonomy places the organism in Eukaryota, Discosea, Longamoebia, Acanthamoebidae. The record is from RefSeq and is a predicted model, not a curated record.